This is a messenger RNA of Zootoca vivipara (common lizard), 1470 nucleotides long. It is a transcript of the gene POLR1H, whose product is annotated as RNA polymerase I subunit H. The record is from RefSeq and is a predicted model, not a curated record. Gene Ontology annotation, molecular function: zinc ion binding; nucleic acid binding. NCBI's taxonomy places the organism in Eukaryota, Metazoa, Chordata, Lepidosauria, Squamata, Lacertidae. Gene Ontology annotation, cellular component: RNA polymerase I complex. Gene Ontology annotation, biological process: DNA-templated transcription; termination of RNA polymerase I transcription.
AUCAGCUGCCGGUGGAACCAGUAAGAGGACGCGGGAGGGAGCCUGGGGGGAUCGGGCUGCCUGCUUUAAUUUGCAGAGCUCCGGUUCUGUUCCUGUAGGUCUGCUGCUGUAGCCUCAGCGGCUUUAGCGGGGAUUUCCACUUACUUCGGUCAUUAUGAUACAAGGCGGCUCCUGCUUUGAAUCAGAACUCGAUUUCUGCCCCGAGUGUGGUACUGUCCUGCCUUUGCCAGGGAUCCAGGACAAGGUGACAUGCCCCUGUUGCUCUUACUCCAUUGAUGUGCAAGUUUUUGAGAUGCGAAUUGUGCAUACAUCCGUCACAUUCAACAGUGCAGAUUCCACCUCUUUGAAGAUGGAGGAUGAAGGAAGCACAGUCAAGGGACCAUUGAUUGACAGGAAGUGUCCCCAGUGCGGGAACGAGGGCAUGGCAUACCAUACGCGGCAGAUGAGGUCUGCGGAUGAAGGGCAGACGGUCUUCUACACCUGCGUUCGAUGCAAGUUCCAGGAAAAGGAAGAUUCUUGAUCGGCUUUACCCAAAUGUUUGGGGGACACUGUGUCUGAGGAACUUGACUUCCAAGGGUUAUUUUUGCCUUGUUACUGUGGCCGUGGAGUCCUUUUUGAGUUCCAUGGAAACAUUCUGUUACUUGAGAUGGGGGAUUUCGUGCAUAGUGCCUGUCGCUCCCCUUGUAACGCCACACAGAAUAAAGAACUUUAUGGUUUUCUUUGCAUAUGCAUCAUCUUGUUUGUUUGAUGGUCAAUAUUAUUAUAGGGGGGUGGGUCCUCAUGUGGAUUAUUUCCUGCCUGCUGUACUUUAACUACCUUUUCAGAGUACUCUUGAUAUUUUGUUGGAAGCCGCCCAGAUAGGUGGGGUAUAAUAAUUACUACUACUACUACUACUCCUCCUCAAAAUCAAAUUGGUGAAGAGCGGCUUUGCCUCAUUGAAAGUUUUCUUCUUGGUUAUCAUGAUUCCCACCAGCAGAUUGUUACUGAAAGUACAGAAACAAAGGGCUACAUCUAUCGUCUUUUCAGCAACUUCAUUGCGACCAAGGAAACAGAAGUCAAGGCAGGGUUCUGAAGAUGGAAGUAUCAGGCUACACAGCUAGAGGUGGGCUCUGGUCAAAAUGGCUCCUACUGAGUUUAGUGGGACAACAUAAUCUGGAUCUAAUUUGAUAUACUCGAUUAGUCUGAAGUUCUACUAAAAGUAGAGCUAUUGAAAUUAAUGGAUCUAGUCUAGCCUUGUUAAUCAGUUUCAAUGAGUCAUAGAAUAAGAGAAUCGUAGAGUUGGAAGGGAACCUGAGCGUCAUCUAGUCCAGCCCACUGCAAUGCAGGAAUCUCAACUAGAUCAUACAUGACAGAUGGCCAUCCAACCUUUGUUUUAAAAUCUCCCAAGGAAGGAGAGCUCACCAACUCCCUAGAGAGUCUGUUGCACUGUCAACUGUCCACUGAAUCUACUCUGAGUAAAAAUUAGUUGAA